AUGCUGAGUGUGGAUGUGUCCACUAAAAAAACAGCUCUUCAAUGGGCUAAAGAAGGUUUAUUAUAGAGGCUCUGGAGAGAAAGGGCGCGCUGUUCGCAAUCUGGCUGAAUUUCUAGGCCGCGAAGUAAUUAUCCACUGAAAAUGUGGCCUAAUUUUUCAAACUCGGCCCCGAGGUCGCUCAAUUUGUACUGCAAUAAGAGUUUCUCAACAGAUCGCCAUUUCUGUUCGGUGCCCCUAUAAUAACAAAAACUAUACAUCUCACUGUGACUAAAUUAUUCAGAAUCUCUCAUAAAUACAGCAUCUGUAGAGAUGGUUGAUUUACCGCUGUCUGAAAGUCAGCAAAUGAUUGAGGAUGAAUUCGAAGAAGGAGAAAGUUUGUUUGCUGAAGAAAUUGCUUAAAACAGUUCAAGUUUUCAGAGAAUAUUAUUGCUGCUUUCAUGCGUCGUAUACAAGUUCAAUUUGGUCAACUCUGUCGGUUGGUCUCGAAAUCAGAAAAGAUAUAACUUAUUGGUUCUUCCUUGUCUAAUCAAGGAAAUGGCUUGUCAGACUUUGUUCAAUCAGUCCGUACUGUUUCAAAUUCAAUGUAAUUUAAUCUGAGAAGAUUUUUUCAAUGAUGCGUUAUUUUUUUAACAUUUUAGGGGGAACUCGGCUCUAUUCGAACGAGACUACUUCAACCUAAGAAAAGUCAUUAUUGUCGCAACCACGGACGGAACAGUUUUUGGAAUCGACAGUAAUGACGGCAACCUCCUAUGGAAAAUUUGGUUAGGAGAAGAAUUUAGCCCACUAGAAGCUUCCACAAACACGCCGCGCGUUCCAUUGUUCGUACAAAGAACUACAGCGCACUAUCAACUUGAAGGGCUCGCUUCUGUAGCUUUUUCCAAAAAGGUGAGCUGUCAGUGUGGUUUUGCAAAUGUCUCUUGUUUCACUAGACGUGCAAAACUGGCGUCAUUCUCUCUUUCAACCCUAUGAUUGGUAAAGUAACAGCGAAAACAAAUUUGGAGGACCCAAUCAAACGGUAUUUUGCAAACGUCAGUUUUUAAUACUUGGAUUUUACAGAAUUACUUUGUUACCAACUCAUACAAAAGAACAUUGGAAACGAAUCAGACGAUCAACUAAGGGACGAUUAUAGCGAUGGUAAACAAAAUAUUCACCUGUUGGUGAUGUUCACGCUAAAAAACUUUGUUUUAUAGACGAUUCGAUAGAGACUGGUGAUGAUUUGCCUAUCGAAAAGAAGUCUAAAGCGCUGGACAAAAUUAAUGCCAAGAUUCGGUAUGUUUUUUUUUGCUGUGAAAAAUAUUGGUUUUUUUGUUUGAUUAGGGAGGAAGGCGAACAGGAGCUGCGUCUGAACAUUGCGAAUCAGGAAACCUUUGUUCUUCCGACGGUGGAACAGAUUGAAGAUGAAAUCAAGUCUGUUCCUAAUCUGGAAAUCGUCAAACAGAGAAUCUCCGACGUAAUGCAAGUACUGGGAGAUUUUAAAACUCGGAGGGAUCCUACUAAAAGCCGCCUACAAUAUGUCGACGUUCUGAAAAAAGAUCUGUGUACUCAGUACGGUUAUAAUGACUUUCUGAUGGGAAAAUUCAUGAAUCUUUUCCCGAACGGAGCUGAAUUGCUCGAGUUUCUCGACGCAAACGAUAAUCCCAGACCAGUGACCAUCCGAGCCAAUUCUUUAAAAGUGAAAAGGUAGGUCACGAAAUUUCACCCGGACCGUAGCAGGUUGCUUCAACUGUUUAAAUAACUUCUAUGGGUCAUAUUCGUUCAGUUUCUAUUUAUUUGAACCCACUAGACUACCUAAUACGAGAACUAGAAUCACUAAUGUCCAGAUUGCAGGAGUGUCUUUAUGGCGCCGCAAUCUAGACAUUUCUGACUUUACCCGGACUGUAGCAUGUUGCUAAGUUGCUUCAACUGUCUAAACUACUUCUAUGGGUCAUAUUCGUUCAGUUUCCACUCAUUGGAACCCACUAGCCUACCUGAUACGAGCACUAGAGUCGGAAAUUUUAAUCCAACCGCCAGACCGAAAAAAUGUUUUGGCGUUUCUCAAACGUCGCGUACCUAUGAUAUGCCUUAUUUAGACGCGAUCUCGCCAAAAAUCUGAUCAACCGUGGCAUGAAUGUGGACCCCGCUGCCGACUGGACUAAAGGCGGACUGGUUGUGUAUGAUUCACAGGUUCCUGUUGGUAUGUGUUUUCACUUAAAGUUUACUUUAAUGCAUGCAUUAUGCAGGUGCAACUCCCGAGUACUUGGCGGGUCACUACAUGAUCCAGGGUCUGAACUCGCUUCUACCGGUGAUGGCUUUAGCUCCUCAGCCGGGAGAUCGUGUCCUCGACAUGUGCUCAGCCCCAGGUGGAAAAACCUCUCACAUUGCUGCCCUUAUGAAGAACAGUGGAGUACUUUUCGCGAAUGAUGCUAGUGUUAGUUCCACAAUUUUCUAUUAAUCUGAAUUUGACAUUUUCAUUGCAGUUUGAUCGUUGCCGUGCAAUUAUCGGGAACCUGCACCGCCUCGGUGUGAACAAUGCGGUUGUGUGCAACUUGGGUGGAGAAGAAUUUUGCAAGAUUCGUCCAAAUGGAUUUGAUAGAAUUCUACUCGACGCACCAUGUUCGGGAACAGGAGUUAUUUGGAAAGAUCAGUCUGUCAAAACAAGCAAGGAUAGCCAGGAUAUUCAGAGACGACACACUGUUCAGAGACAACUAAUUCUCUCUGCACUUGAUUCUUUAGAUGCUAACUCUCCUAAUGGCGGAUAUCUUGUAUACUCGACCUGCUCCGUUUUGGUUGAGGAAAACGAGGCGGUUGUCAAUUUCCUACUCGAAAGACGUCAUUGUGAACUUGUUCCAACUGGUCUUCCGAUAGGUGUAGAUGGCUUCACUCGCUUCCGUGAUUAUCGGUUCCAUCCGUCUUUAUCAAUGACCAAGAGGUACUACCCACAUGUUCAUAAUAUUGAUGGAUUUUAUGUGGCUAAAAUCAAGAAGCUGUCCAAUGUGAAGAUGAGCAAACACGAAUUUAUGGAGGUUCGUGAUUUCCUUUUUGAACGAAAAACAGUAAAUUCAGUAAGAAUUGGUUUAUCCCUCUUCACUUCCGUGUCCCUUAUAAUAAAAAACAAGCCGACUUUGAAACGAAAAAGUAGAGAAAUUAUGAUAUGGACACGUGAAUUCUUAACGGUUCUGAGUAGGCGAAGCGGGUAAAUGUUUUAAAACGUCUCGUAAAUAAAUAAAUAAACAAAGGGACAUACCUCUUUAUGGGGCUAUUCAGAGUAUGUUUUUUUUCCAUUUUUUUUACAUCGCUGAAUUGGGUUUUUUGACGUAAACUGUUACGUCGUUCUAGACGUAUGAAUUUGUAGGAUAAUGCUAAGUGAUCUGCCUGUGAUCUACCGCUAGGUUAUGCAUUAUUCUCGUUCAUUUGUCAUCAUUCGGGUCGCCCUCCCUCUGAGGACGAACCCUCUCGAUAUUCCAUACAUUCUAUAUCUGCUAGCCCCCGCUAAGGUUUCUCUCUCUGAAUAAACCUCUUGCGGAAGCUCUCUUGUCUGAUACGACUCUUCCCUACCAACGCGGUGGAAGACGUUACAAAUACAACAAAAGCGAAAAAAAAACAAAAAAAAAUCAUUUUUUCACAGCCUGAAUAACCCCAUUAGACUUUUAUCAAUAACAAGACAUCAAAGUGGGUCCGCUGCGCGGUUCGAGCUAACGCUCGGUAGCGGCAAAGCCGCUUGUUUGUUAGACCGUUUGAAAGUUCACGUGUUCUUUUCUCAAUUUCGCCGUCACAAUAAUAUUUUUAGAAAUGAAAAAGUUGCUGGACAAAAACAGAGAGAAAUGGACAGACCCCUCAGGCAAAUCGUUUGUAAUCUAGCUAGGAGAUUUCGUAAUCUAAACCGAGUUCCGAAUCUAGCUAGGUGAAAACGGAAUCUAAACUAAACCUAGCUAGAUUUGACUGCAAAAACGAAGGCGCGAUCUCGGAUCGCGCCAGCAGACAUAAUUGCUAAUCUAAUUAGAAAAAAUCCGAAUCUAAAGUCAACCUAAUUAGAUUGACGGGAAUUUGAACAGAACGUGGGAAACCACACCGUUUUCGGUCGAUUUCGAACGUUUCUUUGAGCUGUUAUACUGUGAUUUUUACAUUUUUGUGCAGAAAUGUGUCUGUUUCAGACGGCAAUCAUGCCACGUGUGAAAAUAACAACUCGAUCCGUUCUCCGCACGUGCAUGAGUCAACCGACAGAAUCUCGUGCAGAAACAUCGCAUGAAAACAUAAAUUCUACGAUUGAUUCCUCAUGUUCAUCCGACACUUCGUCCCAACGUUCCGAUUCGGGCACUGAUUCAGAAGAAGAUUUCCAAGCAGAAUUCGAAGAAGACUGCUACACGGAAGGAAAAAAUAAGGCGAUUUUGGAGGAUACGAUGAAAUACGACGAGAGAAGUUUGUAGUUUUUUGAAAGUUUUUUAAUAACGAAAUGAAACUGCGUGUGAUAAAGGAAGUUCGGAAGUGAAAGCGAUUGCUCUUGGAAUGCGAGGAUUGAUGCAAAUAGCAUGUUCUGUUAGAUAAGCAUGCAGCUAAAUCUUUUCUUACAGAUGAUGAUUGAACGAGAGCGGCAAACUCCGAAAAAACCGAGUCUGCCGUCGUCCGAACUGAUCACCACUCUCGAUCCGACAAAAUUUCUCUCUAUUCAGCGUAUCGUGGUCAAAACUCUUGACAAAUCCGGUAGAUUUUUCUCCGCAUGCAUAUCGAGAACAACGGUUCAUUGCAGGAGAAAUUGAUGUUAACGAAACUCUUGCGAAGCUUUCCGUACAACGCGGAACCCUGCGUAACGUCGUUCAUCUCGUUGGAAACCAUUGGAUUAAUGAGGUUUGUGUGCAAUCCAUGCAACGUUUUCAAAUUCCAUAUUGUUCAGAUUAUGCAGGACCACGAACGAUCCAAGUGGUCAGUCUCACUGAAACCGCAGGAACCGAACAAGACAAUUCCGGCGGAAAUGCUGAACGCUCCAGCCGGUCAGUUUUACAAAACCAGAGACCGUUAUACUUCAUUGUUUCCAGGCCUGCUCGCCAAAGUUCUGAAGGUGAAAAACGCCGAUGAACAGACGAUCGGCGAAAAUAUUGCGAUUCUUUUCAAACUGCAUCUCGCAAACAUUUUGUAUGUUUCCCGGAGCACGUAUAACACGGACUUUUCUGCUUUCAGCAACCACAGUCGUUCGACGAGCAAGAAAGAAUUGAAGAGAGCGAGAGGAGUGUAG
Molecule: messenger RNA, 5206 nt
Organism: Caenorhabditis sp. 36 PRJEB53466
Lineage: Eukaryota; Metazoa; Nematoda; Chromadorea; Rhabditida; Rhabditidae
Source: the annotation of a GenBank genome assembly